Molecule: messenger RNA, 874 nt
Organism: Thecamonas trahens ATCC 50062
Lineage: Eukaryota; Apusomonadida; Apusomonadidae
Exons: 2
Coding region: 30-803 (257 amino acids)
Biological process (GO): removal of superoxide radicals
Molecular function (GO): superoxide dismutase activity; copper ion binding
Source: RefSeq, a predicted model, not a curated record
CUUGUUGCGUGGAUUAGCGAGUGUUGGUCAUGUCUGCAGACGAGGAUGUUGCUGUUCGCUACGAGUUUGCGGUCCAGAUGACGUGUGGUGCAUGUGUCCAAGCUGUGACAAAGGCGCUGGAGAAGGUGGACGGCAUCCAGGAGUCCGAGAUCGAUCUUGAGGGCCAGGGUGUGACCGUUGUGGCCACUGCUCGCCUGCUCGACCUCCUUGCCGCGCUCGAGUCAACCGGUAUGAAGACUGUGGUGCUGGGCAUGGGCGGGACCAAGGGCAAUCUCGGCGCCGCGGUCGCCAUUCUCAAGUCAGACGACCCGAACGUUCACGGCGUGGUCCGGUUUAUUCAGCUCGCUGAGAAGGCAUGCCUCAUCGAUGCCACCGUGGCUGGCCUCACCCCGGGCAAGCACGGCUUCCACAUCCACGAGUUUGGCGACUGGUCCAACGGCUGCAUCAACACCGGCGGGCACUACAACCCGGGCGGGAACGACCACGGCGGGCCCGAUGAUGACAACCGCCACGCAGGUGACCUCGGAAACAUUGAAGCCGGCGCCGAUGGCGUCGCCGUCUUCCGCACCGUUGACAGAGUCCUCAAUGUGUGGGACAUCAUCGGCCGUGGUAUCGUGGUCCACGCCGGCGAGGACGACCUCGGCCGCGGCGGCGUGCCCGAGUCCAAGACCACUGGCAACGCCGGCGGCCGCGUCGCGUGCGGCACCAUCGCUCGCUCUGCCGGCGUAUUCGAGAACACAAAGCGCAUCUGCAAGUGCAACGGGACCACCAUCUGGGAGGAGGAUGACCUGCGCUUUGCCUGACCAUGCACGAGCCGAUGUGCUGCUGUGUCUGUUUGUUUGCAGAGGCGUAAAGAACGGCUACUCGUAUCCUG